This is a messenger RNA of Microthlaspi erraticum, 1173 nucleotides long. The record is from the annotation of a GenBank genome assembly. Lineage: Eukaryota; Viridiplantae; Streptophyta; Magnoliopsida; Brassicales; Brassicaceae.
AUGGCAGACUGGUCAUUGCUUCCAAAAGACUUGCUAGGACUAAUCAAUGGUCGUUGUUCUGAGACAUGUUUUGAGAUUGUUCACUUCCUCUCUGUCUGCAGCUCAUGGCGGUCUGCUUUACCUCCGCUGAGCUAUAGCCGGUCCAUAGGAUUUAAUUUCCUUCUCCCUCUUUUCAACCACGAGUCUCGGUUCAUAGGCGGCGACGAGACGCAUUGCAGACUCAAAAAGAUUCAAGUCUUCCUCCUGAGAUUCCAGACUCCAUUUGGUGCUGAUUGUUUGUUGGUAGGGAUGAGCCAGAGCAAAUCUGGUAAACUCAAGUUGUUGUCACCUUUGGACGGUACUCGGAGGUAUAGAUAUGGAGUAACUCUCAACACUCUCAGCUCCCAAAUCAUCUCCUUGGGUGAUUACUACGAGAUAAAGUUCAAUGCUAUAACAACAAGACGCUAUAGAACACGACGUGAGAGAUAUACCAAGAGAGUUGCGUUUCUUCAAGAAGAAGAUGGUAAAGGCUUUGUAGUAGUAGCUGGAGUGUUGGGGAAACUAAUGAUGUGUAGAAGCUCUGACAAGACAUGGACUAAGAUGGAGUGUCCGUUCUAUGGAUACCGAGACAUGGUUUCAUUCAAAGGCAAGUUUUACGUUGUUGAUAUGAAGGGACGUGGACGUGUCUUCGUUAUCGAACCCUCGUUGGAGAUAAGUGAGAUCCAAGAAGUCACGCAGUCUCACGAGACAUUUGAUGAGAGGCUGGUUAUCUCGGGAGACGAGCUCUUGCUGGUGCAGAGAAUCACUCCAGGAGCAUAUUGUCAUGAACAUAAGCAUGCCUGGUUCAGAUUGUUCAGGCUCCAAGAGGAGAAAGACCAGAAGAGAUGGGUUCGAGUUAUCGACUUAGAAGACCGAAUCGUGUUUCUUGGUGACUGGAAUCUCUGUUACUCGGCGAAAGAGCUUCCUGGCAUGAAAGGGAACUGCAUCGUGUUCUUUGAUCCCAAGUACUCUGGUGAUCUCCUUGUGUAUGACUUAAGAACCUUAAAGACCAGUGACGCGUGUACUCAGUCCGGAGGCUAUAUGGGUGCGUUCGGCAGAAAUCAAGAAUCUUUGUUGUCCUGCGGAAUUGUGACCGCACCAGAUCAUGAAGCGGCUUCUAUGAUUCGUCAGGUUCAUCAAGUGCAUUUCAAGUAG